AUGGGUACUUUAGCUGCAAUAAGCAUCGCCAUCUCAGUCAUAGGACUCUACUACAUCCUCAGAAUAGGACGCCCACGUCCCCUCCCCCUCCUCGGCAACGUCCUCGCCAUACCCACCAAAAACGCCCAAUUCCGAUUCACGCAAUGGGCCUCCCAAUACGGCGACAUCUACAGCCUCAAGCUCUUCCACACCACCACCAUCGUCCUCAGCUCCCGGCGCCUCGUCCGCGAGCUCAUCGACAAACGGGGAACAACAUACAGCAGCCGCCCACCCUUCGUCUUUGCAACAAGGUACAUCGCGCGGGAUCCAGCGAAUAUGCCUCUAGUCGUCUUCAUGCCGUCGGGUGAGAAACUGAGGUUAUGCCGCAAGUUACUGGCGCAGUGUUUCAACGAGGCGAAAGUAGAGAAAGAGUACAUUGGACUUGUGGAGGCGGAGGCUAGCCAGAUGCUGUGUGAUUUUAUGGAAGAGCCGGAGGAGUUUAUGGGGCAUACACUGAGGUUCUCGAAUAGCAUUAUCAAGAGUCUGGUCUACGGAACAAGAACGAGACAUGCGGAGCAGUUGGAAGAGUACAAGGUUUGGUUUGACAAGUACGUUGCGUUGCUUGAGGUUGGUGCAACACCGCCGGUGGAUCUGCUACCGUGGUUGAUACAUGUGCCGCAGAGUAUAUGGACUGGACGCUGGAAGAAUUGGAAGGACAAGAGUGAGGAGACCAGCAAGGCUGUUAAUGCUGCGUUUACGCAGAUGGCGGAGCCGGUGUUGGAGAGGAGGAAACGGGGUGUGCGUGCGGCGACUGUAUAUGACUAUGUGCUGGACGAGGGCGAGAAGGGGAUUGAUCUUACGAGAAGAGAUCUAGAUGUUUUUGCUGGGUCGCUGAUUGAUGCUGGGAGUGAUACAACGGCGUCUGCUAUACGAGUUUUCAUUCAGGCGAUGGCUAGGUAUCCGGAUGUUCAGGAACGAGCACACAGACAUGUUGGUGAGGUGGUGGGAAGCAUGCGGUCGCCCGGGUGGAGCGAUGUCGCGAGCUUACCGUAUGUCGUGCAGGUUGUCAAGGAGGUCAUGCGAUGGAGACCUCUUGCGGCCUUGAUCAUGCGCUCCACUACUGCUGGUAUCCUUCACUCCGCUCGGAUUGUGGAUGAGCCGUGGCUAAUGUGA
Molecule: messenger RNA, 1152 nt
Organism: Alternaria viburni
Lineage: Eukaryota; Fungi; Ascomycota; Dothideomycetes; Pleosporales; Pleosporaceae
Exons: 2
Coding region: 1-1152 (383 amino acids)
Molecular function (GO): monooxygenase activity; iron ion binding; oxidoreductase activity, acting on paired donors, with incorporation or reduction of molecular oxygen
Source: RefSeq, a predicted model, not a curated record